UAUAUAUUUCUGUAAACAUUACCGUGGCAUAUUUUAACAUUCCAGAAACUUAACUAAUACUAUACGAAAUGAGCACUACUCCUUCGAAAGCGCAAGUAAGCGGCGGGUACAAAACGCCAAUGAAGCAGAGCACAACAAAAGCGCGCCAAGCAAAAUCAAGCAAUUUAAAGGCGAUCGAAAACCUAACCAAUUCAGAGGACUCCAGCGGUGCUGAGCCAGACUCUGCACAGAUUGAAGAGUCCGAUGAAAGUUUGCCUCAGCAGCGAACACGGCGCUCUACCCGUAACCCCAGCCCCACCAAAAGGUAUCGGGAGUACUGUAAAGAAGUUUUUGAUGAUAAAAGGCAGGCGGUUCGUAAACGCCGGCAAGUAGGCGCUUAUGAUGAGCGCACCGACGAUGAGAUCCAAGACCUGGAUACAGACAAUGAAGAGGAUGUGGAAAAUGAGCAGCAAGCUCCAGCUAAUCCGGAUGUGCAGCUCAUACAGGCCUACGAUGUGGCGGGCAGCAGCAUGUUUGGCUUUAAUACGCCCAAAAAACGGGAUGGCAUGGCCAUGGCUGCGCUCAGCGCCACACCUCGCACACCCAAGACCCCUAAAACACCGAAGACGCCGCGCUUGGGUGUCAAAACACCAGACACGAAACGCAAGAGAGCCGCCGAUCAGCCCAAAACUCCAUCACAUGUGCGCAGCCGCGUCAAGCAACAUAUUGCAAAAAUUGUGAACAAUUCCGAUGAGGACUUUUCGGCCGAUGACAGCGACUUUCAGCCCAGCGAUGCGGAAGAGUCCAGUAGCAGCAGCAGCAGCGAAAACGCGGAUGGCACUUCCGACAACGAUGCGGCUGAUGAUGAGCCUAAAACGCCCUGCAAGACUCGCCGUACCAUUGUGGUGCCGGUGCUGCCCAAGACUCCGUCGGCAGCGCGGCUACGCCAAACGGCACGGGCUAAAAAGUCCAAUGAGUAUGUGCCCGAGAGCGACGGCUACUUUCAUUCUCAUGCCAGCAGCAAAAUCCUUACCUCCGAUCACACGCUGGAUCGUCUAAAGAAUCCACGCCUAGCCGCUGAUCGUCUGUUCAGCCUCCUGGCCGAAAUGAAACUAUCCACUGAGCAUGAGACGGCCAUCAAUGCCAUUAUGGAGGAGUAUCGCAGCUAUUUUCCCAAGUGGCUGUGCAUUCUAAACGAGGGCUUCAAUAUUCUCCUUUACGGACUCGGCUCCAAGCGUCAACUCCUGCAGGCAUUUCAUCACGAAGUGUUGGCUCAGCAAACUGUGCUUGUGGUCAAUGGUUUCUUUCCCAGUCUGACGGUGAAGGACGUGCUCGAUAGCAUAAUCGGCGAAAUACUGGAUGCCGGCAACAGUCCAGCGAAUCCACACGAAGCGGUGGAUAUGAUCGAGGAGGAAUUCGCGCUCAUACCAGAUACACAUUUGUACCUCAUAGUUCACAACUUGGAUGGUGCCAUGCUGCGCAAUGUGAAGGCACAGGCUAUAUUAUCCCGCCUAGCGCGAGUAUCCAACAUCCAUCUGCUUGCUUCCAUUGAUCACAUCAAUACGCCCUUGUUGUGGGAUCAGAACAAGCUGAGCAAUUAUAACUUCUCGUGGUGGGACUGCACCACAAUGCUGCCUUAUAGCGAUGAGACGGCAUUCGAGAACUCGCUGAUGGUGCAGAAUUCUGGCGAACUGGCCCUGUCCUCCAUGCGCAGCGUCUUCUCUUCGCUGACCACGAAUUCGCGCGGCAUCUACAUGCUGAUCGUUAAGUUUCAGUUGAAGAACAAGGGGAAUCAGAACUAUCAGGGCAUGCCGUUUAAGGAUUUGUACUCCAGUUGUCGCGAGGCCUUUCUCGUCAGUUCGGACUUGGCGCUGCGUGCCCAGCUAACAGAGUUCUUGGAUCACAAGCUGGUGAAGUCGAAGCGCAAUGUCGAUGGCUCCGAGCAGUUGACCAUACCGAUUGAUGGGGCAUUGCUGCAGCAGUUUGUCGACGAGCAUGAGAAGAAGUGAGCGGAGCGGGUGAAGAAGUGCCUCCGUUUAGAACAUAUUAUUAAUUUAUUACUUAUUAUAGUUUGUUUUUAUAUAUAUAUAUUUGUUUUCGAUUUCGUUUAAUAAUUUCAAUACAAUUACAAUUUUGCUUCAU
Messenger RNA from Scaptodrosophila lebanonensis, 2121 nucleotides. RefSeq names its product origin recognition complex subunit 2 (gene Orc2). The transcript has 3 exons. Gene Ontology annotation, cellular component: nucleus; nuclear origin of replication recognition complex. Gene Ontology annotation, molecular function: DNA replication origin binding. Gene Ontology annotation, biological process: DNA replication. The record is from RefSeq and is a predicted model, not a curated record. Lineage: Eukaryota; Metazoa; Arthropoda; Insecta; Diptera; Drosophilidae. The coding region runs from base 69 to 1988 and encodes 639 amino acids.